GCCUUUUUCCCCCGUUUAAGCAACGUACAUUCCGAUCGUUUGGGUGAAAUGUUAGACGCGUAUUUUCUUGUAGGAUAAAAAAAAGGAAACUGUUCCAAUGCUAUUGAAUACUUGGGUCCGAUUAAGCGAAGCUAAUAGUUGGCUCGAAACUCAUGAUCCCAUGAUGCUUUGCAUUUGGUGCGCAGUCUCAGUGAGAGCGGGCUACCGAGCGAGCAAUAGCACUUUGGAAAAUGACCCAAGGAAGGAUAUUAGUUGGCGAUGAAAUUGGGCAUUACCACCACAAAAGCCACAUUUUUCACCCAGGCUCUGAUAUUUUAUAUUUCGAUAACGUGGACCAACAUACUCUGGAUAACAUUUCUUGACAUUCGGUAGUUUGUGAGCCAUUUCGACGGUUUCAUUUGCGACGGAAAAAGGUGCACACGUUCCCGUUAGUUUUUUGGGUCUUUCUCCCUCGACGAGAAUGUCGCGAAACAACAAAAAUCCUCUUAUCCGGAAAAUAGCCAAGCAAGCUUUUAUGACCUAUAAAGGUUUAAAAUGUUCGUCCAACGGAGAUAAUAAAGUCUUUGCCGAAAAACAGGCCAAACUCAUCUCCUUAGUGACCGCGCUUCGGGCUCCGGAUCUCAAGAUGGCUCCCCGGAAAAACAAAGCGACCUCCGGUCCGUCGGAGCCUGAUCCCCCCCCGGUCACUUACAUGCACAUAUGUGAGACAGAGGUGUACAGCAUGGGGAUAUUCCUGCUCACAAGCGGAGCCUCCAUACCUCUCCACGACCAUCCGGGCAUGAACGGGAUGCUGAAGGUCCUCUAUGGCAAGGUGAGCGUCAGUUGCUUCGACAAGAUCGAAAGCGGCCAGACAGUCAGUGCUGCCCCUCCUCGGUUUGAAACUCCUGUGGCGCCGUUCCAAAACGCUUCUGUGCGACGUUCCUUGCUCCGCUCGGUAGCGGAGUACUCGGAGAACAGUGGACCGUGCCUCCUUACGCCUCUACGGGAUAAUCUCCACCAGAUCGACGCCGUCGACGGACCUGCUGCUUUCCUGGAUAUCCUGGCGCCACCGUACGAUCCAGACGAUGGGCGGGACUGUCACUAUUACAAAGUUCUGAAAACUGUGGAAGACCCGGGUUUAGCUGUGAUGGAUAACCAGGAGCUGCAGGGAGAAGAGAAGGGGAAAGAGAAGGAAAUGUGGCUUUUAGAAAUCCCUCAGCCAGAGGACUUCUGGUGUGGAGGAGAGCCUUACCCAGGUCCCGUAGUUUCUGUGUGAAGUGGAAGUAUAGCAGUACUAGAACAUGUCCUGUGAUAUCAACACAUCCACAUUUCAAAAUCCUGUUUCUGCUUCUAUCAGCAUGGAGGACAAACAUUAGGGUCGUUAUUACCUGGAGUGCUUUGCUCAAAGCUAUAAACCCCCCCCCCCCAAAUAAUUGAACUGUGGUGAGGAACCACCUCCUCACAGCCAAAAUUCGACAGGACUUCCUGAAGCACAGCAACUGAUUGUAAAAGUGCUUUUGAUUGUAAAUACGGGGUUUCCACUUUGGACAAUGUUGCCUCGUUCGCGUAUGAAUGUAAUCUAGAUCUCGAAAUUUCUCUGAAACAUCUUGUGAACGAACGGUUGUUUGUUGUCUAUGCGAUCGGCCGGCGACCCGCCUCUCGCCCGACGGUAGCUGGGACGGGCUGCAGCGCGCCCCCGCGACCCUCGUGAGGGGGGGAGAAGCGCAACGGAAGAUGAGUGAAUGAAUGACUAUCUCGUGAAUGCUGAGGGGAUUGCACCUCCCAAGUUUAAAUGAAUGCCUUGGACCAACUGACGAGUAAAUUACCACAUUAGAACAUCCGAGCACAUCGAGUUCCCAUCGCAGAAGAAUAAGCUACCAAAGAAUUUUCCUAGAGCCCAAACACUUUGUUCUCAAAGUUCGAACAAUAUAACUGAAAAAGGUCAUCGAGGAAAUAAUGUUUAAAAAAAAAAAAAAGUUGCACGCUUACAAUGCAUAAUCGCUACCAUUGUUUCACACGAAAGGUUUUUGUUCAGCUCGCUCUAGAUAUUGUAAGGAUGUCAACACUUAAGAGCAGAAAGACAGUUCUUAGCCAAUGCUGUACACAUUUCCCAAUUUUACAAUUUUUUUUUUUGGGGGGGAGGGGGGGUGUGUGUGUAUGUAACUAAUAGAGCUUUAGAGAAUGAAUGUAACGCAGAGUGUUAACGGCUCGGGUGAGCGGUGGCGCAAUCACAUCAGACCGUCACGUCCUUGUUCGUCCGCUGCCCUUGGGAUUCGGUUUUGUAAUCAACCAUUUGAACAGGAACUGCCAUUUAAGGUCAUACCACAGCACCCGAAUCGGCUUUAAGCGCAGACAUUAUUGGUGAAAAUAAUAGCUUCUCACUUCCAAAUGUUUCACAAUUACGAAUGUUGCACCUUUGCUUAUGCCUACAUUAUACUCCACUGUGCCAGUUGGUCAAUGACUCCGUUUACUGUUGUUGGAAUGUAUGUGGAAAAAGAAUAAAAUUCAGAGACUAUAUUCAAACAAUUGUCAUUUCCAAUGACUAUCGAUGCAUACGAAAGCCAGCAGGUAUUCUGUCGGCUAGCGCAGGGAGAACAUGCAAAGGAAAAUGACUGCUAACUGCUUGUGCUUAUCCCAAGUGUCUUUUUUUCGACUGAAUGUACAUUUGAGACAGUAGUAUAGUUGGGAAUUGGAGUUAUGGGACUAACGUGUUACUGUUAAGUACAGUCAAAAUGCACUUUGCCAGAGAAUUGUCAUCAAACUUAUUUAUCUUGAGUGGCACGGAACCAAUAACAGUGUUGUAUCAUUGA
Messenger RNA from Phyllopteryx taeniolatus (common seadragon), 2789 nucleotides. It is a transcript of the gene adoa, whose product is annotated as 2-aminoethanethiol (cysteamine) dioxygenase a. Bases 461 to 1255 code for a protein of 264 amino acids. Gene Ontology annotation, cellular component: mitochondrion. Gene Ontology annotation, molecular function: oxidoreductase activity, acting on single donors with incorporation of molecular oxygen, incorporation of two atoms of oxygen. Lineage: Eukaryota; Metazoa; Chordata; Actinopteri; Syngnathiformes; Syngnathidae. The transcript is spliced from 2 exons. The record is from RefSeq and is a predicted model, not a curated record.